Messenger RNA from Daldinia childiae, 969 nucleotides. RefSeq lists its product as uncharacterized. The record is from RefSeq and is a predicted model, not a curated record. The transcript is spliced from 2 exons. Lineage: Eukaryota; Fungi; Ascomycota; Sordariomycetes; Xylariales; Hypoxylaceae. The coding region runs from base 1 to 969 and encodes 322 amino acids.
AUGGCUAUAGACUACAGCCCGCGGAGUGUCGCCGACGCUACGCGAUUUACGUCUAAUACUCCCCAUGCGAAUGCGAAAGCCGCAUCCCGCUCUCCUCCAUCGUCAAGCAGCUCUUCCCCCUCCACUACCUCAUCACAGCAAACCCAAAGAAGUAUGCCGCCGCCCGGCAUGCCUAGGCCUUCGGCACCGGAGACCAUGGAAGAGCGCGUACGUCGGUUACGGGCUGCACAUCUCGCGGCGAGGAAGCAUGAGACGUCACGGUUUGACCGUGUUGUUGGCGUAUCUAGGAGGUACUUUGAUGCCGCUCACAAGUUUACUGUUUUGGGUUUGAUCGGAUUUAGCGGCCUCGCACUCUUCGUCACAGUCUACGCAACAGCCGAUAUGAUGGUAUACAAUCGCAAGCGCCGGAGCGAGUUCUUUGCUCUCCAGAAACAACUUAAAACCGACAGUUUGGAAGCUGCGCGUUUGGCAUAUAUGACGGGCACAGCAUCUGAGGAACAAGUUACGCUUGUAGAGGAAGCCGAGGAAAAAGCUAGACAGUCAGGCAUAAGCCUACCGCCCUUACUAUCUACACCCAAGCCGAUUGCUUCGGAAACGGGCACAAUGGAGAGCACGGAGAGAAGCUCCUGGCCCGGAGAGUCUAUGGUCGAGAGCAGUAUAUCCGCUGCGAACAAGGUAGAGCAGCCCAAGAAGAAGACAUUCACUUCGUGGUUAUUCGGCGGGCUAAAGGAUGAAGAGGUCAGCGAAGAGCCCUUACAGUUCGACAAAGAAGCCGCGGCAGCUUCGGGUCUGCCUUCGCGCUCGAGUAUCACCAAUGCGGUUGACGGGUCGCAACAGGCGUUGAAGGACAAGGCGAAGGCAGCAUUCGAUCAGGAGCGGGAGAAUCAAAGGAAUGGAGGACCUCUAGACCAGGUCGGUUCGAGCGGGAAGUCGAAUAGUAAUGAAACCAAGAAGAGCGGGUGGUGGUAG